AAAAUUGACCGCAGUGAUUUUACAUCCGUCACACCUCCUACAGAGGGACACCGGUAAUACGGAGGAGUUUGACGUGGCACUCCGCUUCCACUGAGGUCGACAGCCGCAAGAGGACUCCGCCGACGGUUCAGAUUGUCAAAAGUCAUCCGUCUUGGCAUGAGACAUCAGUGACGGCCCAUCCUACGAAAAUGAGCCAACAGGGUUAUGUAGCUGCGCCCCCGUACUCCCAGGCCCCGCCGGGAAUGGGGGGCUACCAGGUUGGAUACGCAGCCGGUCCGGCUCAGCCUCUUUAUGGACACCAUGGAGGAGCCCCCCACCCAUUCAGUGCUCCAGCAGCAGGAGGGGUGAUGAAACCCCCAGGUUCCACAGCGGCUGGAAUGGUUCCGCCUCCAGUGUCCAGAGGGGUGAUGAAACCCCCAGGUUCCACAGCGGCUGGAAUGGUUCCGCCUCCAGUGUCCAGUCAGUACAACCCAAAUUAUCAGCAGAAUGGGUCUCAUCAACAAAGGUACGCUGCCCCACCAGCUGUUUCUCAUGGUCAGCCUCCACAUGCACUGCCUUCCAGCAUGGCCUCACCGGGCCCUCCCCCAACACAACAACUCACCAAUCAGAUGAGUGCUAUGAAUUUGGGCAGCUAUGGCCAAAACCACAUGCAGCAUCCACCAGCAAGCCCUGUGGUCCAACAGUCUUUCCAGUCUCCACCUCCUCCUGCAGUCGGUCAGCCUCAGAUGCCUUUAGGCCCACAGGUGCAUCACGCGCCUCCCCAAAUGUCCCCACCCCAGUCAUCCACAACAAACAUGUCAAUAGCUAGUCAUUCGAUGCCAGGCCCACCAAUGGGUGGCCCGCCCAUGGGAGGCCAGUCUAUGGGAAGUCCAGUAGGUGGCGGACCACCGAUGGUUGGCCAACCAAUGGGAGCCCAACCAAUGGCUGGCAUGAGCGGCCCAUUUCCUGGGCCGCCACCACCAGCAGGCCCUGGAGGUUUCCAGCACCUUGGUCCUGGACAAGCUGGUCCACCUGGAUAUCCACAGCAAGCAGGUCAGUUUGGGGGAAUGAUGCCCGGGCCCCAGGCAAGCAUGCAGGGGGGCUUUCCCGGGGCAAUGGCAGGCCCACCCCAGAAGAAACUGGACCCUGAUGCAAUCCCAAGCACAACCCAAGUGAUUGAAGAUGACAAAGCCAAGAAUGGGGGGCAGGUUUACUGCACGAACAUCAGAGGUCAACUUCCCCCUCUCGUCACCACGGACUUCACAGUUCAGGAUCAAGGAAAUGCCAGUCCCAGGUUCAUACGCUGCACCACCUACACCCUGCCCUGCACCGCCGAACUGGCCAAACAGUGCCAAGUUCCCCUGGCUGCCGUUGUUAAGCCCUUGGCCAAUCUGCCAAAAAACGAGGCUCCUCUGUACGCGGUGAAUCACGGGGAGACCGGUCCUAUCCGGUGCAAUCGAUGCAAGGCCUACAUGUGUCCUUACAUGCAGUUCAUCGACGGUGGUCGCCGCUACCAGUGCACUUUUUGCAACUGUGUCAAUGAGGUGCCGGUCUUCUACUUCCAGCAUCUGGACCACAUGGGCCGGAGGGUGGACUUCUACGAGAGGCCUGAACUGUCUCUAGGGUCCUAUGAGUUUGUAGCCACUUUGGAUUACUGCAAGAACAACAAGCCUCCAAAUCCUCCUGCCUUCAUCUUCAUGAUUGAUGUGUCCUAUAACAACAUUAAAAGCGGCCUCGUCAAGCUGAUCUGCGAUGAGCUGAAAACUCUGCUGGAGAAGCUGCCCAGGGAGGAGGGCGCAGACGGCUCCGCCGUGAAAGUGGGUUUCGUCACCUACGACAAGGUCCUCCACUUCUACAACGUGAAGAGCGCCUUGGCCCAGCCGCAGAUGAUGGUGGUGUCGGACACCACGGAGAUGUUCGUGCCCCUGCUCGACGGCUUCCUCGUGAGCUACCAGGACUCCAAGGCGGUUAUCUGCAACCUCCUGGACCAGAUCCCCACCAUGUUUGCAGACACCGCAGAGAGCGAGACGGUUUUUGCCCCCGUCAUCCAGGCCGGCGUGGAGGCAUUUAAGGCAGCAGAAUGCAGCGGGAAGCUCUUCAUCUUCCAGUCGUUCAUGCCGACGGCUGAAGCUCCUGGCAAGCUGAAAAACAGAGAUGACAAAAAGCUGGUCAAUACGGACAAAGAGAAAACCCUGUUCCAGCCUCAGAAGGGUGUUUAUGAGCAGCUGUGCAAAGACUGUGUGGUGCAGGGAUGCUGCGUUGACCUCUUCCUGUUCCCCAACCAGUACCUGGACUUGGCCACCAUGGCUGAUGUGCCCUCACACACAGGUGGUUCUGUCUACAAGUACAACAACUUCCAGAUGGAAACGGACGGGGAGCAUUUCCUUGCAGACCUGAGGAAGAGUGUCCAGAAGCACAUCGGAUUCGACGCCAUCAUGCGUGUUCGUACGAGCACAGGCUUCAGAGCCACAGAUUUCUUCGGCGCCAUUCACAUGAACAACACCACGGACGUGGAGAUGGCCGCCGUGGAUUGCGACAAAGCCGUGACGGUGGAGUUCAAGCACGACGACGCUCUCAGCGAGGAGAGCGGUGCUCUCAUCCAGUGUGCUUUGCUGUACACCAACAUCAGCGGGCAGCGGCGCCUCCGCGUCCACAACCUCAGCCUGAACUGCAGCUCCCAGCUGUCAGAGCUGUAUAAGAGCUGCGAGACGGACUCGCUCAUCAACUUCUUUGCCAAAUCCGCUUACCGUGCCAUCCUGAACCAGCCUUUAAAGAACGUGAGGGAGAUCCUGGUCAACCAAACCGCCCACAUGCUGGCUUGCUACAGGAAGAACUGUGCAAGCCCGUCAGCGGCCAGCCAGUUGAUCCUGCCUGAUGCCAUGAAGGUGUUCCCGGUCUACAUGAACAGCCUGAUGAAAACGGCUCCUCUGGUGGGCAGCACCGAGCUCUCCACAGAUGACAGGGCCCACCAGAGGCUGGCGGUCAUGGCCAUGGGGGUGGAGGACACACAGCUGCUGCUGUACCCACGGCUCAUUCCUCUGCACAACAUGGACGUCGACAGCGAGGUGGCUCCGGCCCCGGUGCGCUGCUCCGAGGAGCGGCUGACCGAUUCCGGCUUGUUCCUGCUGGAGAACGGACAUUCCAUGUUCCUGUGGAUCGGCCAGGCGGCCUCUCCAGACCUCAUCCAGGGCAUCUUCAACCUUCCCUCGCUCGCCCACUUCCAAGGACUCACGUCUACACUUCCUGACUUGGACAACCCGCUGUCAAAGAAAGUCCGAGCCAUUAUCAGGGACCUUCAAAACAAAAGGCCAAACUCCAUGAAGCUGCAGAUCGUCAGGCAGAAAGACAAACCGGAGAUGCUGUUCCGACAGCUCUUGGUGGAGGACAAAGGCUUACACGGAGGCGCUUCCUAUGUGGACUUCCUUUGUUACGUCCACAGAGAGAUCAGGCAGCUCCUCACUUAAACCGCUUUGCCCCCCCCCCCACCCCCCGGGGAACCCCAUCACCUUGAACAGACCCGCACCCGAAGGUCCAGUUUGAAGGUCCAAACCUUCCAGACCUUCCCCUGGAAAAACCAAUCCAGAGUCUCGCAGCUGCGUUUGUUCCUUCAAACAUCACCCGUCACUCAGAAAGGUUUCUCUGACGAACACAUCCAGACUUUCCCGCUCAGAGUCCGUGUGAUGGAUAGACUGGAGCGACUUCAGUGCCUGAGGCUGGAAUGGAUUUUGGCACUCUGCCUUCUGGCAUAAAGCAAUACAGCCUCUACCGCGUUUUCAAUUAGUUUCAACCCUUUGUUUGCCCCCACACUCUAUAAACCUGAACAGUCUGGGGUAAGGCUGGUAAACAAUGUAUUUGUGUCAUUUUAAAGUUUGAGUAAAGCAAAGUUUUGGAGGAAAAAGCUCAAUAAUUUGCAGAAAUUAGAUGAAGAAAAUGUAGUUUUAUUUUGAAAGGGAAGUUGAAAUAUUGCCCUGCAGACAGGAAAUAAAAAAUUUUUUUGGAGUCUGCAUAGAAGCACAGUUAGAGCAGGAACUAGUGUAAUACAAAAUCAACUUUUGACGUCAGAAUGGAAAGUUCUUCAUUUUUCUAAUUUCUAUUCUAAAAAAAAGUGGGGCUGAACUUCCUGUUUCGACCAACAAACUUUAAAAGUUUUGCUCACAGAAUACUUUCAGUAUUGAAACGUUUCUCCAACUUUGCUGUCUGACUGAAAGUGAAUCGCAGUGAACAUUAUCUCGACUAGAAAAAGGAGGAAAAAAAGAAAAAAAAGAUGAAAUCUGUCCGUCCCUUUCACAAGUGCAAGAUCCAACGUGUUCGAGAAUUUCUUUGACCAUUUUAGGCUGAGGGUUCAUCCUCGACGCGCUCCAAGGAGUAAACAAAGCGAGCACUGCUGGCACUUUACAACAGAAGGCAAAGCUGUGGAGAAAGGCCAUCAAAGGGAAACUUUUGUCCGUUUGAACCACAUUUCUAUGGAUAUCAAAAAGUAAUUACAUCAUAACAUGGCAUUAUCUUUUUGAGUUAAGAGGCGUUAUCAUUUAACCAGUUUUAUGAAAUCUUGUGUAGAAAGAUAUUUAUCUUCAGCCUGUACAGCUACAUCACCAACCUAUAUCACUUAUUUUUUAUAUGCAUAUCAUCACCAAUCAUCUAAUGAUUUUGUCUUUAAGCAGCCAGACCAUUUUUGUUGUUUUUGAAUCACCUGCCAUAAGAAUUGUUAUUCUGGAGAAUUUCAUCUUUUUUUUUGGUCUGUAUGCAAAGAUUUCUCAGGUGAUUUCUAAACCUAAUAUUUCGUGUUCAAAAAAAAAAAGGUGAACUGGAAAUGAAUGGGUGUUAAUGGAGUACUUGUGAUGUGCAUUGUGUUCUAAUCCUGAAAAUGGAAUCUGGCUUGUUUACUUUGUUUACAAUUUAUUUCUUGUUAAGGACCAAAUAAAAAAUAAAAAAAAGGCAAAGUUAAUAUUUCAAAUAGUCCAUGUCAUGUCUUAACCAAACCACUAGAGGGUGCAAAUUGACAAUUGUUGGAGCUUUUUUAAAACCUGCAUUCAUUUAACCCUUGUGCUGUCUUAGAUGACCCCACCCUUACAUUGACAUGUUCUCCCCACCAUGACAAAGGUGGAUAAAGGUGGAAAGAUUUCAUGUAAUCCAUGGACACCAGUGAAGAUCACAAAUCAUUGAAGAAAAAAGGUUCAGAGCACUGUCUAGUGGGUCUAGAUGACCCAACUCCCAAUUUUAAAGUGCCUAGGAUAGCACAAGGGUUACAGACCUACUCUGAAAAUGCUGACUAUUUUUCUGAUACAUAAAUAAAAUUGAGCUUAAAUUUGUA
Oryzias latipes (Japanese medaka) is the source of this 5290-nucleotide messenger RNA. RefSeq names its product SEC24 homolog D, COPII coat complex component (gene sec24d). Gene Ontology annotation, cellular component: COPII vesicle coat; endoplasmic reticulum exit site. Gene Ontology annotation, molecular function: SNARE binding; zinc ion binding. The record is from RefSeq and is a predicted model, not a curated record. Lineage: Eukaryota; Metazoa; Chordata; Actinopteri; Beloniformes; Adrianichthyidae. Gene Ontology annotation, biological process: intracellular protein transport; endoplasmic reticulum to Golgi vesicle-mediated transport; COPII-coated vesicle cargo loading.